Messenger RNA from Papaver somniferum (opium poppy), 534 nucleotides. RefSeq lists its product as uncharacterized. Gene Ontology annotation, molecular function: RNA-DNA hybrid ribonuclease activity; nucleic acid binding. The coding region runs from base 1 to 534 and encodes 177 amino acids. The record is from RefSeq and is a predicted model, not a curated record. NCBI's taxonomy places the organism in Eukaryota, Viridiplantae, Streptophyta, Magnoliopsida, Ranunculales, Papaveraceae. The transcript has 2 exons.
AUGUGGUUUAUCUGGAAAUCCAGAAGUGAGAUGGUCUUUGAUAAUAAUGGAAAACCAGCUAGGGAUAUAUAUUAUAGGGUCAUGCAUUACUGUCAUAACUCAAAAAUUCAUCUUCAUCCUACUGAGGCCAGUGGUUCUAACACUAGUAAUCUAGGCCUUACCAAUAGGAGUAUGCAUAUUCAUUGGACCAGACCUCCAGAAAGUUGGGUUAAAAUAAAUAUUGAUGCUUCUGUUAUUAAAGAUAGCUUUAUUGCAGGAUUGACACUAAUUAUUCGAUAUUUUACAGGCACACUGGUGAGGGAAAGAAUUCUAGUUGUUAGAUCAAUGUAUGUGGAGCAGGCUGAAGCUAUGGUUAUGCUUGAAGCUGUCAAAUGGGCAUAUAAUCUUCACCUACAACAAGUUAUAACUGAAAGUGAUAAUAUGGUUGUGGUUCAGGGUGUUAAAGGUAAUGAAGCUGCUGUUAUGUGGGAAAAUCAAGGAAAAGUGAAAGGACCAUUAGAAUUUGUUCCAUGUGAAACCCCACUGAAAUCAUAA